Molecule: messenger RNA, 584 nt
Organism: Annulohypoxylon truncatum
Lineage: Eukaryota; Fungi; Ascomycota; Sordariomycetes; Xylariales; Hypoxylaceae
Exons: 1
Coding region: 183-476 (97 amino acids)
Source: RefSeq, a predicted model, not a curated record
CGCAUCUCCAUUAUCUAUCAGAUGUAAAUACCUGAGUAUUUAAGUAAUUAAGCCCCGGAUCAUUGACCUGCUUGCAUACCGACUUACCAUGGCUAACUCUGUGUAGUAAGAAUGUGCCGGUUCUGCAUUGUUCCUGCAGGACGAAUGCUGCAGGCACAAAAUUGACAUGCAAGGUACAGUCGAUGAAUUGGCCGAAAGAAGGCGAUUGGUGUGGAGAGGACUGCAUGUACUCUCCAACAGGCGGUACUUCGUCCGUUUCUGGGCUUCAUCAACAGGCUACCCUGACGUAUCUUGGUUUCCAGCACUGUGGGAGCCGGGUAGCAGGCCGCAUAAUGGGAGGCAAAUUAGCUAGAAGGUCUCUCGCUGGGGGUCCUGUCGAGCCGGAAGGCUUCCACGGAACCAGUUAUGGGUACGUUCAGGUACCUGGCAAGUCGGAACUCCCAGUAAAGUGUCUAGGCACUUUGGCGGUGGAAUGAUCGCCUGGCCCUACCUAGCCCAUGAUAAGCUUCCUGAUUUGGGACUCUAAUCCGAUAGAAGGCCGGUCCACCGCUUAAUUAGUAGCAUUCAUACGUAGAGUACUGAGA